This is a messenger RNA of Trichobilharzia regenti, 3522 nucleotides long. The record is from the annotation of a GenBank genome assembly. Lineage: Eukaryota; Metazoa; Platyhelminthes; Trematoda; Strigeidida; Schistosomatidae.
UAAACAUGUGAUUCGAUAAAACAAAUUUAUGACUAUAUUUCCGGCAUAAAAUGUUGAAUGUAAAUCAAAAAACACUACAAUUCUUUCUUCAUACUUGAUUUACAACUUCGCCUUAAACAGCUACCGUUUGCACGAAGACAAACAUUUGGACUACGAAUGCACCAUGUUUUGUGAGAAAGAAAUAGCUCGUGAUUUGCGAAAUUUUCAAAAGUCAUGUAAAGAAAAAAGACAACUUCUGAUAGAAACCUACUUAAAUGAAGAAAAAAACCUGAAUGAAGAAUACUCUAAUAAUUACAAAUUACUGCUUAAAUCCCAUAAAAAGCAAUUGAAGGAUCUUCAUGUCAAAGUUGAAGAACGCAAGAAAAAUCUAAGGAGGAAGCUUGAAAAUGAACUGAAAUCAGAGAAAAAGAAUCUAAAAAAGUUGUACAAGUAUAAAUCUCAAAGUGUUAGCCGACUUAGUGAAUUAGGCGAUAUACGAACUUCAGUGAUUUCACUGGAUGAUAAUAAUUCACCGUCUAUGCAAAAUGCUCCAAUCAUUGAAAAUGCCAAUUCACGUAUGCCAACCGUUCCGCUAUCAACAGGAUCAUCUCAGAAUUUCAAUAAUGCUGGUAAUACUACUAAUAAUAGUAAUACCAAAAGUGAGGCUAAAAAAUCGAAUUCUCGACUGGCAUUGAGAAAACAUCUGAGUAAAAGUGAAUACACGUUGAAUAGUAAAAAUAGCGGUAAAAAUAAAAACAGCAAUAGUAAAGAUUCAAACAGGAUUGAUCAUGAUAUUAUGCAACAGAUUAGAAAUGAAUUAGAAGAAAGAUUUCAAUGUUGUACACUGGAUUCGAAAAAUUCUGUUGCUCAAAUGGAAUGGAAAUGUCUACUGGAAAGACAAGAAUUACGAAGAGCCUAUUUAAAUAAUCUUGGUGAAUUAAAACAACGUCGUAUUAUAUCAUUGGGAAAUUUAACUCGAUUUCAAACGAAAACUUAUUAUGAUAUCCAAAGAAAAUGGUUGAUUCAAUUGCAUACACAUGAAUUAAAUCUACGUAAUAAACAAUGUGAAGAGAAGUUGAAACGGUUAGCUGCAACCCAGUCGAUAGAACGUCAAACCGCUUGUAGAUUAGUCAAGGAAUCAACUAAAGGACAUAAACAAAUGAUACGUGUUUUAGAGAAUAUGCUGAAGAGAGACGAAAGAAUGAAUAAGUCUAAUUAUGGUGGAACAAUGCUGGUGGAAAGCGGUGGUAAUAGCAGUAGUGAAUUACAUGGAAGGCAUACUUCAAUGUUUGAACCUUUUGUCGAGUCACCACCGAAUAUUUCAGCAUCCGAUGAAUGUAUACCAGUCAAUAAUAAUAAUAAUCGUUUUUCAACAUCAUCUUUACAUCAAAGGAAUCAAACCUUGUCAAUGUAUUCACCAAUAGGUAUUACCUCAGUGGAUGAAAGUAGUCAGACAUCAGAAAUAUCAUCAUUAGAUUAUAAGCUAAAAUGUGAACAAGAAAAUUAUCGUCGAUUAAAACAAUCAAAAUUAAAAAGUGUCGAAAUAAAAACUGAUGCGCCAACAUCGUUUGUUGUUGAUCAUCAUCAUCAUCAGCAUCAGGAACAUCAAAAUGACAAUCUGCGUAGAGUGAAAUCAGCUCAAAGUAUUCAUUCAACGAUAAGCGCAUAUGAAUCAUUACCAAAAACAAUUUUAAAUUUGUUAACAACACGUCAAAGUGAUUUAUGGACAAGUAUACUGGAACAAGAACAUUUACUAACAGAAAGUUUAAUGAAAUCACAUAUGGAACAAUUACAGGCCUUGACAAGAAGUGAAAAUUUAGCUGUUAAACGAUGUCAAAUGGAUGUUGAUAAUCGUUCAGCAUAUCUAUCAGUUACACUGGAAGCUAAUCAGAGAUUUGCAGAACAAGAAUUCGCUGAAGAACGUGAACGUAUGAUACGUUUUUAUUUUAGUGGUGGUGGUGAUGGCUGUGAUAUGCAUACUGGCGGUCAUUCACAUGAAACUUCUCAUUGUGAACCAGAAAAUCUUGACAAUAUGAAUUCUAUUUCAUCAGAGGGGAACAGUGAUCAUAGUACAGAAGUCGUCAGGAAUAAUAAUUAUCACCAACAUCAUCAUCAUCAAUCACAACAUGUAGACAAUAUUGAGAAUUUAAGUGAAACUAUUACACUGCCUGUAUCAAGUGCUAUUAAGAGAUUUGAAGGAUACGCGAAUAAAAAAGGUCAAAAAUGUCUGCCAAUCACCUUUAAACCACAUUCGUCUUCGUCUGCUUCUACCUUGACAAAAUCAAAUAUUGCUGAGGGGAAACGUCAGGGUAUUAUUCAGGCGGAGACAAGCAAUGGGAGAACAGAGGAAAAACAGAAAUAACAAACACAUAUAUUACACUUUAUCCCGUUAAUAAUAAUACUAUUGAGUUAAGGUCAGGUUUUUCUACUAAUCAAAUGUAGUUUUAUGUUCUUUUUUUAUGCGAAAUUAGUGGAACUGUUUUUACAAAAAAAAAACAAGUCAGAAACACAGGGACGAAUAUUCUUCAGUAAUAAAAAUUAUUCCACAUGAAUGAAUGAUUAUCACUCAUUAUGAUUAAUACUAACAACUGUCAUCCAUUUUAUUGAUUUCAUUUACUUGUAAUUAUAUAAAAUAUACCUCUCUUUUCAAUUAAUACUGUUCUCUGAGCUGAUUGGUUUAGUUGCGGAGAUUUCGUCGUCCCCCUGCUGGACAACAUCCUCCUUCAGCGCAAUAUUUAGCAUAAAGUGAACUGAUUUAAAUUUCCCAAUGUGUGAUAUGAUUGUGUCUUCCGGUAACCAUCUUCGUGACAUAUGUAUUGACCAUUUUCAAUUGACUUGGAUGGAUUUUAAACUUUCUGGUUAAAUGAUUUACUUUUAUUAGUUAGUACAUUUGGUCUACAUAUUAACUUGUUUAUUUAUUGCGUGUACGUUUGAGUACCAAGCUUCUAGGAAUUUCCUGACUACAGUUUUGGUUUUUUCCUCUGUCUAAGAUUUCGACACUAUCCCAAUCAAACUGAUGUCCAUAAUUAUCUAUAUAUAUUGAUAUGAAAGAAUAUAUAUCAUGUCUUUUAGCAGCUGAUUUGUGUUCUUGGAUUCUGAUUCGAAGAAGACGCCAACUUUGGCCGAUGUAAUGCCUGUUACAGUUCACACAUGCAAUUUAUUUUGUAAAUGGUAACAAUUUAAUCUCCUUUUUCUGUUGGAUGGGUCUUUCGGUUUGCAUAAUAUCGAAUUAAGUGAUUUCACUGGUUGGCUUGUGUGCUAUAUAUCUAUAUAAAACGGUUUCAGUAUUCUAGCUGUUAUUUCAAAGAUAUUUCUGAUGCAUGUUAGGAUGAAUUUUCUUGUGGUCUUUGAUGAUGGUUCCUUGUUGUUAGUGAGUUGUGAUUCGAUUCUAAACACUUUUUGAUGAAAUUUUGUGGAUAACCAUUCCUCCUGAAGACCAUUUGUAGGUAUUUUUGUCUUCCACUCUUUUCAAUUCUGGAGUGCUACAAUGUGUUUGUGAACUCCUCUAAAGAAUGUCUGCACACAGUUUCUUUUGUGAGUGAG